AUGAGAUUCCUUCAGAUUCUUGGCUACGCCACUUUGGCCCUUUCUCUGCCCAGCCCUGCACCGGUUGAGAACAGCUUGGCUGUUACGAACUUGGAGCAGAGAGGCCUUGAAGAGAGUUCAGUUGGUCUGCAGAAGAGAGGUCUCAUUGACGAUACUGUUCAGUCAGUCGUUGCGACUCUCACAACCUCUACCCAGGCAAACAUUGACGCUAUUCAGUCGGCCGUCGCCACCAUCCAGGGCUCCACCGAUGCUCAAGUGAUCGUUGAUGCCACCGCUAUUAUCCGAGCAAACCUCCAAGCUAUCGUACAAGCUCUACAAACCGCUGCUGCCACGAUCCUUACGACUAUCUUCGGCUCCGUCGGUGGCAUUGCUGCCGCGCUUACGGCUCUUACACAGGCCGAGAUUAACAACCUCACUGCCGCGCUGCAAGCUGCGAUCGCACUGCUUCAGAACAUCAGAGCUACGUUGAUCCUCACCCAAAACGUCUCAGCUGCCGUCGCCGCCGCCGUCGCUGCCGAGAUCGCCGCUGUCAGAGCUGCCAUCGCGCCAUUCGUUGGUCCCAUCCAGGUCUUGGUGCAGGCUGUUCUUGGAGCAUCAGUUGUCGCUCAACUGACCGUCACCGGUCUUACACAGGCUAUCAUUGGCCUGAACAACAUCGGUCUGCAGAUCAUCAACUCCCAAUAA
Messenger RNA from Neoarthrinium moseri, 684 nucleotides. RefSeq lists its product as uncharacterized. The transcript has 2 exons. Lineage: Eukaryota; Fungi; Ascomycota; Sordariomycetes; Amphisphaeriales; Apiosporaceae. The record is from RefSeq and is a predicted model, not a curated record. The coding region runs from base 1 to 684 and encodes 227 amino acids.